AUGGCAAAGUUGAUCAUUGAUCAAGCUUUAUCACUUAUCAAUUCUGGUGCACGUGUUUUUGUGCAGGGAUGUGGUGGUGUUCCACAAUAUCUUAAUCGUCUUUUAGCUAAUCGUGCUGGUGAUCUUCGACGUGUUGAAAUUAUAAGUCUUAAUCCUCUUGAUGAUACAUUUACAAAUCCUGAAUUAAAAGAUAGUUUUUUUAUGAAUAGUCUUUUUGCAUCAUCUUUUGUUCGUUCAUCAAUUAUUCAAGGUUCUGCAUCAUAUAUUCCAAUAUUUCUUAAUGAAAUGCCUCGUCUUUUCGAUGAACAUAUUCUUCCUAUUGAUGUUGCUUUAAUUCAUGUUUCACCACCAGAUAAACAUGGUUAUUGUUCACUUGGUAUUUCAGUUGAAGUAACACGAGCAGCUAUACGAAAUGCUAAAAAAGUAUUUGCACAAAUCAAUCGAAAUAUGCCUCGUGUACAUGGUGAUACAUUUGUACAUAUGCAUAAUAUUGAUGCUUAUGUUGAAUAUGAUGAACCAUUAAUUGAAUUUAAUCAUAUGAAAGAAAUUACUAAAAUAGAAACAGCUAUUAGUAAAAGAGUUGCUGAAUUAAUUGAAGAUCAAAGUACACUUCAAAUAGGUAUUGGUCCUAUUCCAGAUGCUAUACUAACAAAUCUCAAUAAUCAUAAAGAUCUGAGUAUAGCAACAGAAAUGUUAUCAGAUAAUGUUAUACCAUUAUUAGAAAAAGGUGUUAUUACAAAUCGAUAUAAAAAAUUUCAUCCUGGUAAAACAACAUGUACAUUUAUAUUGGGAACAAAAAAAUUAUAUAAUUUUGUUGAUGAUAAUCCAAAUGUUUUUUCAUUAGAUGUUUCAGUAACAAAUGAUCCAGCUCAAAUACAUUCAUUAGGAACAAUACAAUAUUCAGGUGUUGGUGGACAAAUGGAUUUUAUGCGUGGUGCUGCUUUAAGUAAACAUGGAAAACCAAUUAUUAUAUUACCAUCACAAACAUCGAAAGGUGUUUCACGAAUUGUUAAUACAUUGAAAGAAGGUGCUGCUGUAACAGCAACUCGAGCUCAUGUUCAUUAUGUCGUCACGGAAUAUGGUACAGUUAAUUUAUUUGGUAAAAAUUAUCAACAAAGAGCUAAAGCAUUAAUUGAAAUAGCUCAUCCAGAUCAUCGUGAAGAAUUAGAACGUGCUGCAUAUAAACGUUUUAAAGCAUUGUAUUAA
Rotaria sordida is the source of this 1206-nucleotide messenger RNA. The record is from the annotation of a GenBank genome assembly. NCBI's taxonomy places the organism in Eukaryota, Metazoa, Rotifera, Eurotatoria, Philodinida, Philodinidae.